Molecule: messenger RNA, 2292 nt
Organism: Bombyx mori (domestic silkworm)
Lineage: Eukaryota; Metazoa; Arthropoda; Insecta; Lepidoptera; Bombycidae
Product: juvenile hormone esterase
Exons: 3
Coding region: 641-2245 (534 amino acids)
Molecular function (GO): serine hydrolase activity
Source: RefSeq, a predicted model, not a curated record
UAUCUCCAGGAUUUACUGUCAAUAGUUUACUCCACCAAUACUGUCACCAAUUUUACUCCAAACUUCAGACAGAAAUUCCGCUACAAGAAAAAUACAUUUUUCUCACUGAUAUGUAAAAAAAUAUAGCUUUCUUAUUUCCGUAAUGACAUUUGUUUAAUAAUAUUUUAUUUAUAAAAUAUAGUGUGUACCGCAAUGGCUCAUUCCUUAAAAUGAAUCCCUAGAGAAACUAAUCGGUGACUCUUGUACUAUAGUAAGGACAAAUGCGUACAAAUGUUUUUAAAUGUGAGUAUUAUUACGACAAUCAUUUAUCGGAGUAUCUAAUAUAGUAAACAGAUGUGAGCACAUUUCUGGGCGACCAAAAUCAGCGACCUACGAAGCCGAUACGAGCACGAUAAUAAUUGAUGAUCGUGUCCGAGAAAUUCGCAGAUUAAUAUGCCAAAAAAACGAGUUUUCAUGAUUGAAACAAAUUUUUCAUUGAAUAACUCACGAUAAUUCAUAGAUAAGAGACGAUGCAACUGUGGGAUAAUGCAAAGUCACACUUAUAUGAUAUUACGGAGAUUGACGAUCCGUUAUCAUUUUGAGAUACAGGUCUUAUAUAAAAUAUCUGACAGCGUCCAAACUGCGCAUUGCUAGUGCAAGUAUGCUGCGAUCGGUUGCUCUAUUGGGCUUGUUGUCGGCUGUGGGUGCCUGGUUGAGGAUAGACCCGCUUGUUGAGACUCAACAGGGACUCAUCAGGGGACUGAGGUCCGAAAAUGGAAAGUUCUCGAAAUUUCUGGGCAUACCGUACGCACUAGUCGACGAAAAAAAUCCUUUCGGGCCAUCAGUACCACACCCUGGCUUCGAAGAGACAUUCGAAGCGUACGAUGAUUCUGUAGUUUGUCCUCAAGUUAUUAAAGUUACUAAAGUCGGAAUUGGUAGUCUCCAGUGCUUGAACCUGAACGUUUAUGUUCCAAACACGGCUACAUCGCGCAACAAGCGCCCCGUGAUGGUUUGGAUCCACGGAGGAGGCUUCACUACCGGCAGCGGGACAAGUAGAGACUACUCCUACGACGACCUGGUCCGACAUGACGUCAUCGUCGUAUCGGUCAACUACCGACUCGGACCCUAUGGGUUCUUAUGCUUGGACAGUCCCGAUGUUCCCGGCAAUCAGGGAUUGAAAGACCAAGUUCUUGCAUUGAAGUGGACUAAAGAAAAUAUCGAGGCAUUCGGCGGAGAUGCCUCUAAAAUAACCAUAUUCGGAGAGAGUGCUGGAGGCCAAGCGGUCGAGUUGCACCUACUGACCGACCAAGAUAAACUGUUCAAUCAGGUGAUUGUGCAGAGUGGCUCUAUUUAUAAGCCUGGGAUCAUCAAUAAGCCUGACAAUAGUGUCCCAAUACAAAUAGCGAGCCGGUUGGGAUUCGAAACUGAGGACUUCGUAGCGGCGAUAUCGUUUCUGGCCGAUCAAGACCCGCACCUUGUCGUGGCGGCUAGUACUUCCGAAGGCUCUACUGUAUUUAGCGGUAGCGCAUACAGAGCUUGCGUAGAAAACGAAUUUGAUGGGAUUCACAGUUACCUCUCUGAUUCUCCACAAAAUUUAAAGAUUAAAAACAUUCCCGUGAUUUAUGGAGUGAAUAGCAAAGAAUAUUUGACUUUGCAUGCUUCAUUAGUUCCGGAACAGUACGAAGUGUCAGGAUUUAAGUCCUUCCUAAAAUUGGCUUUCAACUUGACCGAUGAUGACAUGGAAGAAGACGUGAGACAUUUCUAUAUCGGAGACGAGACCCUGACUGAGGAGUUGUUCGAUGAAUUUAUAACUUUUGCAUCAGAUUAUUAUUAUGGUUACCCCGUCGAACGGUCCAUUAAGAAGUCAUUGGCUGACGGUAAUAAGGAAAUAUAUUACUACGUGUUCUCGUACGACGGAGGCAGAAAUGCCAUGAAGGAGUACCUUGGCAUAACGGCGGCGGGCGUUGCGCACGCGGACGAGCUCGGCUACCUGCUGGCCGUGGAUGCGGUCCCGGGACAACACAUCGCCGAGGAGGACCAACUGAUCAUCGACAGGAUCACUACUCUUUGGGCCAAUUUUGCUAAAUACGGCAACCCCACCCCUGAGCCGACGGACCUGCUGCCGGUCGUGUGGUCGACAGUAGAAGGUAACAAGCGGCCGUAUCUGGACAUCGACACCGACCUGCAGCUCAAAGGCAGGCCCUUCCACCAACGGAUAGCCUUCUGGGAUCUCUUCUAUAAGCUCUAUGGAGAAUACGAAAAAUAAAAUUUGUAUUCGUUAUGAAUAUAAUAAAAUAUGUGUUGUAGUUUCAA